CAGAGCGUCAGACACACACACACACACACAUAAGGGCGUGUAAUUGAGCAUGGGCCAGCAGUCAUCCACCUGAGGCGAGCGGAGUGUAUGUUUAGCCAUGGCAGCGAAGGUGAGCGGGAGCGUGCUGGUGACCGGGGCCAACCGUGGCAUCGGCCUGGAGGUGGUGAGGCAGCUGAGCGAGUCCCCGUGCCCACCAACACACAUCUUCGCUGGGUGCCGCGACCCCCACGGCCCUGGGGCAAAGGCACUGAGAGAACUAGCUCAGAAACACCCACAGAAGAUAACAACCCUGCGCCUGGACCAAACAGACCAGGCGACUAUCUCUGAGGCGGCGCGGCAGGUGGGGAGUGCGCUGAAGGGUGCUGGCCUGAACCUGCUCAUCAACAAUGCAGGCAUCAACCAGGCAGCCAAUAGCAACACGGUCCCCGUCGGCAACCUGGCCCACACUGGGGAGAAGGAGAUGACGGAGGUCUUCCUCACCAACACUGUAGGACCCAUGAUCGUCACUAAGGAGUUCCUGCCCUACCUGCGCCAGGCGGCCUCCCUCCCUGGUGUGUCUCCGAGCGAGAUGUCGUGUCGGCGGGCCGCGGUCGUCAACGUCUCCACCCUCUUCUCCUCCAUCCAGAGGUGCCACGAGCUCUUCCUCCAGGCACCCAUGUACCCCUACAGAGUCAGCAAGGCCGCCCUGAACAUGCUGACGCGUUGCCUCUCGGAGGACCUGAAGUCAGACGGCAUCCUGGUCAUGGCCCUACACCCAGGCUGGGUACAGACGGAUAUGGGGGGGCCACAGGCUCCGCUCUCCACAGAGGACAGUGUGCGUGGGAUGCUGAGCGUCAUCUCCUCGCUGUCUGAGCAGCAUGUGGGCUCUCUGUUGGACUGGGAGGGGAGGAGCAUCCCCUGGUGAUGCCUCACUGCCUGGCUGGACUGGGAAGGAGACAACAUCCCAUGGUCACCACCAGGGCCACUGAUGGCUUUGGCCAGGGAUAGGGAUAGGGAUAGGGAUAGGGAGACAUUUUAGAGUGAGGAGUCUGCACACUUAAAAUCCCUUUUUUCUUUGUUUUUCGUUGUAUACUAUGUCAGGCAAAGAUGAAAUUUUGACUAAAUCAGAUUUCGACUGUUGUCUUAUCUAGCCAUGGAAUAAUAAAAAGAAAACAAAGUAAAAAGGCUUUUAAGUAUGUGUACUCCUCACUCUAACAUUACAGUCAGCUUUUGUCCUGCACCUGUUCCUGGGGUGUGCACAAUCUUCUCCUUGAACCGGGCCCAGGGGAAAGUAAUCUGUAAGUGCCUCUCACCUAAUAGAUUAAUGUAAUGAGGACCCAAUUCUACCCUCCUGGGCCUGGAACAACUGACCCCUUUGUCCAUCCCCAUGGUGGUGCCUCACCAUCCCGCCUGCUGCACAAACAUUAUGUCAAACUCAUCACUUUUCACUUUUAUUUUUGCAUCCAUGCUUUAUUUUAGUGUGUGUGUGUGUGUGUGUGUGUGUGUGUGUGUGUGUGUGUGUGUGUGUGUGUGUGUGUGUGUGUGUGUGUGUGUGUGUGUGUGUGUGUGUGUGUGUGUGUGUGUGUGUGUGUGUGUGUGUGUGUGUGUGUGUGUCUGUCUGUCUGUCUGUCUGUCCGUCUGUGUGCGUGUGCACAUGUAAAUAAAGCAUUUUAUGAAGAGCUGUUGUGUAAUGCAUUUUUGUU
Messenger RNA from Engraulis encrasicolus (European anchovy), 1682 nucleotides. RefSeq lists its product as uncharacterized. Bases 98 to 904 code for a protein of 268 amino acids. Gene Ontology annotation, cellular component: cytoplasm. The transcript has 7 exons. NCBI's taxonomy places the organism in Eukaryota, Metazoa, Chordata, Actinopteri, Clupeiformes, Engraulidae. The record is from RefSeq and is a predicted model, not a curated record. Gene Ontology annotation, molecular function: oxidoreductase activity.